CGGAUGACGGAACCGAGCGUCUGCAUGUAAACGCUGUCCCCGACCACGACAUCCUCACCCGCUGUCUCUGAGUUCCAGCAUCGUCUCACCACCGAGGACGGCGAUUUUCAGCAAAUAGAGCGGUUUCGGCAGUCAUCGUUCUCAGAGCCCGCCACCGACGUGCCAAGACGGUUACAAGGCGGCUUUAAUCCAGAUGUUGCAGCUCAGUCGGUCAGCUCGCGCUCCCCACACCUCCCACAUCGGCGCAGGGCCGAGCAGAGUCAAUCAAAACCACCUGACCACAUCUCGGUGCACACGGACGCGGAGAACAGGACAGGCACAGGAUCAGCGUCGGACGUUCACGGCGCUCUGCUCUCAUACGUGUUUCAAUUUGAUAGAGUUUCCUACACGUAUAUCAGUGUCUCCGUUCCUUGUGCCUGUGCAGCAGCACGCAUCCCAGGCCAUACCGAUGAGCACUCUUGGUGCGCGACGACCAUAUUCGAGCGAGGCGAAGGGGAAGGACCCCCGCAAGCCGACCGAGGACCUGCACGAUCACCAUAAGGAAGACCCUCACGAACACGGCCAUGAACACUCACAUACCCACUCGCACUCGCACUCGAUAUUCGGCGCGAUGACACACACGCACGGACCAGGCGAGGAGGGGGCCGGGCAUGACGCGGAGCAGAUCGUCGAAGCGUUGAAGAAAGGCACAGGCGACCGGGGAAGCAGAAUCACCAUCAUCGGCCUCUUUUCGAACAUUGGGCUCACGGCGUCGAAGGGCCUCGCAGGCUGGUACAUGAACUCGGCGUCGCUGCUCGCCGAUGCAGGUCACUCUGCGAGUGACCUUCUCGGAGAUUUGGUGACGCUCCUUACGUGGAGGGUCUCGCGCAAGCCGCCAUCAGAACGCUACCCGUACGGAUACGGCAAGUUCGAGGUGCUCGGCACGACAGCAGUCUCGCUCAUGCUCACUGGGGGGGCACUCGGGAUCGGGAUCCACUCGUUCGCGCUGCUCAUGGAUGCGCUGUCGCAGACAGCAAUCGACCUACCGUCAGGCACUGUCGCCGACAUGCUCGCAACGGUUGCACAGGCAUCGCAUCAUAUACCAAUCGCGCACGCGCAUGAACAUGCACACGCGCUCGACCCGAACGCGGCGUGGUUCGCUGCGGCGAGUGUCGUCGGGAAGGAGUGGCUGUAUCGGGUGACGAAGCGAGUGGCGAACGAGGAACACAGCCCGGUGCUGUUUGCGAACGCCAUCCACCAUCGGAGCGAUGCGUACUCGAGUGCGGUUGCACUUGUCGCGAUCCUGGGGACGUGGUGGUUCCCGCAUCUGCCGCUUGACCCGAUCGGAGGCAUCAUGGUGUCGAUUUUGAUCAUCAGGCAAACCCGGGGGGUCUUGAUGAAUGCUCUGCACCAGCUCACGGAUGGGAGCGUGUCCUCUCAGACAAGGACCAUCCUGAUGGACGCCCUCACGCCUCUCCUCCCUAGCCAACCAACAGCAAAUAUAUCCACUUCGCCUGCGCCCACGUCAUUACAAACACAGGUCGCGAAUCGCAGCGAGAGCCUGCUCGGGAUCCGCGACCUCCGCGCGAUGCGGUCCGGGGCGCGGAUGUUCGUCGACCUCACUGCAGACGUGCCGCGGACGCUCAACGUGGAGGAGACGAGCGAGCUGGAACGGACGAUCACGGACGCACUGAAGAAGGCGCGAAGAGAGGUGACGGAAGUGAGGGUGAAGUUCCAUCCUGUGGAUGCAGAUGAGAUCGUACGUCACCAUGGGCGGGAAAACGGUGAUGAAGGCCGUCAUCAUAACCACGAUCGCUGAGCAUUACGAAGAGCAAUAGACGUUCUUACUACAUGCUAAUUCCAUGCUGCCGUCUUGCCUCCGACUGGAGUCUAUGCCAGCGUCAGCCACCAUCACCACUUGCACCUCGCGAGCGGAUCACCGCUCGUACAGUGCGGCUUAACGCAAGCAAUGUGUGUGGGUAGCAAACCCACGUACGAGUGGUGAGCUCACUCGAUGUGGAUUCGAUAGAUCGAUGAUCGCCUUGGACCAGUGAGAUUGAAACAGCUUUUCAUAGACUGAGUUUCUUUCUUUGCUGUGUGAGGUACGGCAACAGGGCACAUAUGGCUAUGUUGUGAAAGUCUCAGCGGCUUGAGAUUUGUAGACGUCGUGCAUGUUGUGAAUCUGGGGUUGAGGCUUUAAUAUGAGCAGGCCAUCAGAACUACCCUCUAUGUAGCUUGACAGCAUUGUACUUGCUCUUUAGUGGUAGUGACCCAGUGAAAGCAAAGGCCACUGAAAUCAGAUACAGCUCGAUACUCAC
Molecule: messenger RNA, 2297 nt
Organism: Laetiporus sulphureus 93-53
Lineage: Eukaryota; Fungi; Basidiomycota; Agaricomycetes; Polyporales; Laetiporaceae
Exons: 4
Coding region: 449-1798 (449 amino acids)
Biological process (GO): monoatomic cation transport; transmembrane transport
Cellular component (GO): membrane
Molecular function (GO): monoatomic cation transmembrane transporter activity
Source: RefSeq, a predicted model, not a curated record